Messenger RNA from Pseudomassariella vexata, 966 nucleotides. Its product is annotated as Alpha/Beta hydrolase protein. The record is from RefSeq and is a predicted model, not a curated record. Gene Ontology annotation, molecular function: palmitoyl-(protein) hydrolase activity. The transcript has 4 exons. Gene Ontology annotation, cellular component: membrane. NCBI's taxonomy places the organism in Eukaryota, Fungi, Ascomycota, Sordariomycetes, Amphisphaeriales, Pseudomassariaceae. Bases 1 to 966 code for a protein of 321 amino acids.
AUGUCACCCCCGACGUACUCAUCGUCAAAUUCCAGCGGCAGCUAUCUCGAGUCGACUGCCUCGCUCCUGAGCACCGUGGCUACAUAUAUGCGCUUACCAGCCCUGGCUUCCACGGGCGUUGCCGCUGUCUUGACCUCCCUCCUCUACUUCAAGCAAAAGGCUUUGAUUUACCCUUCCCACAUCCCCUCGAACGCUCGCACUGAUGUCCCGAGACCUUCACAAUUCGGCAUCAAGGAUUUCGAGGAGCUCGUAAUACCUACCAGCGACGGCGAGAAGCUGUCGGCCUUCUACAUCCGCGGCCCGAGCGGCGGCCGCAAUUCGAAAUGCACCGUAAUAAUGUUCCAUGGGAACGCCGGCAAUAUCGGCCACCGUCUACCUAUCGCGCGCAUGCUGGUCAAUUACAUCGGCUGCAAUGUGUUCAUGCUCGAGUACCGGGGUUACGGUCUAUCAACGGGCGAACCGGAUGAGAAGGGUAUCAUGAUUGAUGCGCAGACGGCCCUCGACUACCUCCGCAACCGAGCUGAGACAAGUGCUCACAAGCUGAUGGUGUACGGACAGAGUCUUGGCGGGGCCGUCAGUAUCAAGCUGGUGGCCAAGAAUCAACACGCCGGAGAUAUCGUUGGUCUGAUCUUGGAGAACACGUUUCUCUCGAUGCGAUCCUUGAUCCCUUCGGUAAUACCGCCAGCCAAGUACUUGACAUAUUUAUGUCACCAGGUCUGGCCUAGUGAGACGCUGAUUCUCUCCAUCACCGAGGUGCCCAUCCUGUUCCUCAGCGGACUCCAAGAUGAGAUAGUCCCGCCUGCUCACAUGCGCAAGUUAUACGAACUAGCCACAACCCCGACCAAGAUCUGGAAGCCGCUUCCCGGCGGCGAUCACAACUCGAGCGUACUGGAAGAGGGCUACUUCGAAGCCAUCUUAGAUUUUGUCUCCAAUAACGCUGCAGACGAGAAGCGCGAAAAGUUAUGA